AAAGAGCAUACCAGGAGUAGUUGAAGCACGCUGGAAUUUUGAAGUGGAUUUGAAGAAAUUAAAAAGCCCGUCGGUAUUAUUGAUGUUUGACGAAGAGUAUCCCCAUUCACAUGUGAAGAUGGGAUGUGUUAGAUAUGCGGCGAGAGCUUUUGUGUCCAAUCCGUUGUUUUGCCGGAAUUGUAAAAGUGACUGGCUCCUCCUCAGAGCACAAAGAGCCCGGCAGUUUCAGCAGUGGCCAUGGUGUUCAUUAUCCAGUGGGCGAGGGCAGUUCAAUGCAGCCUCUUUAGGCCUUCAGGCUCGCGUCAGGCCCUUUCCCCUCCUCAUCGCCACCGGCGGAGGCUACAUGGGAUACGACCAGUACAGUCGCUACAAGGACCGCCAGUUAACGAAGAUUGGCGUGGAGGUGCCUCCACGCAUCGCCAAUAACACCCAGGUUGCAGUUCCCUCAGUUGGCCUUGCGGCGUCGUCUUGGCCAGUUGAGCUGCAUGUCCCGGCCCGUCUUGCGGCUGCGCUCAUGGCCGCUCAGCUUCCUCUACUACUUCCUGACCUUCGGUGCACUCAAGCCCCUGGCCAAGGUCGGCUGGAGACCAACAAGCAGGGUUGCUCUGUACAAGACCAUCCCAACACGGCUGCUGUCUCGGGCCUGGGGUCGCCUGAACCAGGUGGAACUACCCACCUGGCUGAGAAAGCCAGUCUACAGUCUGUAUAUCUGGACGUUUGGCGUCAACAUGCAGGAGGCGGCUGUGGAAGACCUAAUUCAGUACAGGAACCUGGGAGAGUUCUUUAGACGGAAACUCAAACCGGCUGUCCGGCCCGUGUGCAACUCGCACUGCGUGAUCAGCCCAGCAGAUGGGAAGAUCCUGCACUUUGGGCGUGUGCGGAACUGUGAGGUGGAGCAAGUCAAAGGUGUCACCUACUCUUUGGAGACCUUCCUGGGACCCCACACCUGGGCUGAGGCCAUCAACUGCACCAUCAAGCCAUCAAAUGAAGAGGACCCCAGCUCAUUCCAGGACCUGCUGGUGACUAAAGAGGGGAAUGAGCUGUUCCACUGUGUGGUGUACCUGGCUCCAGGAGACUACCACUGCUUCCACUCCCCCACGGACUGGAGGGUGGCCCACAGAAGACACUUCCCUGGCUCUCUGAUGUCAGUGAACCCUGGCGUGGCUCGCUGGAUCAAAGAACUGUUCUGCCAUAACGAGAGAGUGGUGCUGAGCGGAGAGUGGACACACGGCUUCUUCUCCCUCACCGCUGUAGGAGCCACCAAUGUGGGCUCCAUACGCAUCUACUUUGACAAGGAGCUUCGGACCAACAGCCCGCGCUACAGCAAAGGCUCAUACAACGACUUCAGCUACUUGUCUAACAACAACCAGGAGGGCGUGAGCAUGAGGAAAGGGGAGCACCUGGGAGAGUUCAACCUGGGCUCCACCAUCGUCCUGCUCUUCGAGGCUCCGCACGACUUCACCUUCAACCUGAAGGCCGGCCAGAAGAUCCGCUACGGAGAACCCCUGGGGACUAUGUGAGCCAAGAUGGCUGAACCGAGAGAGACGCUUUCUGGGGGAAACGGACUAAACUAUAAGAAACUGAUGGACACGCUAACGUGCUUGUACAGAUCCAAGUGGACUUGCGUGCGCACACACUCAUUCAUACACUGACAUUCAGUACAUGUACUGUACAUUGAAAUUGAGAGAUGUUCAGCUACCAUACGAUGCACUGACUGACUCACAGCAAAAACUCACAAGCCACCACUCUUGCUUUACUAACAAGGGGAUCUGUUCCAUCGACUAGUUUCAAAUAACUAUUUACUUAUUUUGACCAUUGACUAGUUUCAAAUAACUAUUUACUUAUGUUGACCAUUGAUUACGACCAGCAAAAGCAAGAUAGUUUACAGCAAUUACUUACUUUUUAGUUCCAUAAGAAUAACAUAGCUUUUCAAUUUUAUUAGCAUCUUUUAUUUUAUUUUGAUACAUUUGACCCAUAUUGCCUUUUGUCAGGGGUCUCCUCGUCAAUGGGGAGUUCCUCUGAGGUUUCAGACACGAGCAGCACUGAUUUUAAACAUCUGCUUAGUGCCGUGUAGCCCAACUCCCUUUGUCCGUUGGCUAUACGUCACAAACAGAUCUGGGACUAGGCUAGCGAGCAGCGAGACACACACACACACAGGUAACCCCUGCCACACUAAGCCACUAUCAUGUGGGCAGGCUUCCCUAUAUAGUAUACACACCUACAGUAAACACACCACGAAGAAGGAAUGUACCAGAGACUAUAUACAGAGCUACCCUCCUUCUCUUUCCCUCCCUCCUUCACUCUGAUACUGAACGCCUUCCUCCUCUCCUUCUGUCUCUCAUACACUCUCCGUCCGCGCUGCUGGCUCUCCCUCUUCUGUCAUCCCCAGAGAAGGUGCUUGUGUUGGGGUGAUUAUGUGGACUCAUCCCCCUUCCUGUCAUGUAGGUAAAGACUGGCACGAUUCCUCCCAGUCAAAUGUGUCUGGGUUGUAUUCAUUAGGCACCUGCAGGAAGUAAACUGUCUGAAACCAGCCAGGAGUACCUGGACUUGGUCCAAUAGGAACCUCUUAUUUUCAGUGUGAUGAAGAGAAAAAAAUGUUUUCUAUGGUGUGCCCUAAUGAAAAUUCCCUGUUGUAUUAAGCCCAUGGUGUACGACCUCUGCCAUCACAGCCAUGCAUUAUUCAUCAUCAUUAGAGGUAGCUAGUAGCUCUGCCUGCUGCCAAUUAUUUCUCCUGUAACCCGAACCGUAAAUGACUGCAGAAAGGGGCGUGUCACAUUUUAGAGUAGACAUUAACAUGUGAUGAUGACUUCAGUGGUUUCUGUGGCGAUGAUUUACGGUGACGUGUGUUAAAUCUAACCCAAUUCAACAAUGGACUAAAUCCUGAUGUGUUCCUCUGAAUGGAGCCAUUUUAAUUCUAUGCUGAUACACAGUCUUCUGACUAUCAUUACUAAACAAACCCGAAGUGCAGCACUGGGGGUAGGUAGGAUCAUGGGAGAGAAUGUGCAAGCUGGUACUGGUAACGUUUUGUCUUCUGUUCAGUUGGAAUAAGUUGAUAAACUGGAAGUUAUCUGCCAGUGAUAAUAUUCAAAUAAGUUGGGCUAAACCUUUUUUAAGACUGAAACUUAUGCUGAUAUCGAUACUAACGAUUGUGACACCCUUCAGAUACCCAGGGCUGAGCUAUUUAAAGCUAUCUUUUUCCUGUGUUUGUUUUAGAUUUUCUAGUAGUGCCAAAAAUACUAAGUGUUUUUUUUUGGGGGUUGUUUUUCGAUGUAUUCACACACAAAAAAAUUGCUUUGAACAAAUGUC
Oncorhynchus keta (chum salmon) is the source of this 3306-nucleotide messenger RNA. RefSeq names its product phosphatidylserine decarboxylase (gene pisd). The record is from RefSeq and is a predicted model, not a curated record. Lineage: Eukaryota; Metazoa; Chordata; Actinopteri; Salmoniformes; Salmonidae. Bases 486 to 1520 code for a protein of 344 amino acids. The transcript has 9 exons. Gene Ontology annotation, cellular component: mitochondrion. Gene Ontology annotation, molecular function: phosphatidylserine decarboxylase activity. Gene Ontology annotation, biological process: phosphatidylethanolamine biosynthetic process.